AUGGUAUUUCCCUUGCCCUUAUCCCCCCUGGCUGAGGCAACUGACGAGUAUGUUGAGCGGAUGGAAAGAGAGAAAGGAGAGGAUUUUAACUGGUCAGUUAGUGAUAAGAGAGUUAUGGUUACUCAUGUGGUUGCUUCUGCUUUAAAGCGCCUUAAUGCACAGUCAGAGAUGGUCAAAAAAGCGUUCUUGAACUGCGGAAUAAGCGUACGCCCUGACGGGACUGAGGACUGGCUGAUCCGGAUCAAGGAUAUACUUUCUGAUCAGAUUGACUUCACUGGGUGGGAAGAAGCCGAGGAAGUCAUCGUCAAAGACGAAGACCCCGUGGGUCCCCUAUGUGACGACGAGGAAUUCCUAGCUGCCGACGAUGACGAGCUUCUUCUGCGUACACGAUAUCACGAAGAAGUCAUCAAGCAGCUGCAAGAGCGGCUGCGGAAGAGGGGCCUCAAGGUAUCAGGGAAGAAGGCAGAUCUGAUCCAACGACUGCGAGAUGAUGAUGACUCGCAAAAUCCUCGAGAAGGAGAUACGAUAUAUAUUAGCUAA
This is a messenger RNA of Fusarium vanettenii 77-13-4, 540 nucleotides long. RefSeq lists its product as uncharacterized. Bases 1 to 540 code for a protein of 179 amino acids. The record is from RefSeq and is a predicted model, not a curated record. Lineage: Eukaryota; Fungi; Ascomycota; Sordariomycetes; Hypocreales; Nectriaceae. The transcript is spliced from 2 exons.